AGCUAAUGGUGGCCUUUAAAUUAAUGUAGUCACAUGCGAAAAUGUUUUAGUUGAGAAAGAAGCUUAGCAGCCAAUUUAGCAAUGGCAACCAACAUAGAAUUCUUCAAAUUUUUUGUGGUAUUGGGCUUUUAAAUUCACAUUUGCUUCAUGUAAAUAUGAGGUAAAUGGCAGUUAUCCCAAGAUUUCCAUGGGAGGGUCCCCAAGAAUUCAUUUAUAGCUCAGUUUACCAUAAUAAUUCAUAAAAACAUUACAGUACCUAAAGGUUUUUUCUUUGCAAUUUGCAUCUGCAUCGCAGUUGCAUUGAGAGACUGAUAUGGCCUCAUUUGACUCACCAAACUCACCACCAAACCCAUCUUUUGCAAUUAGAGAAACAACCCACAAGUUCUUGAGGAGUCUCUCUUCUGAAGAACCACCUUCUUUCUCUCAUUUUCCCUAUUCUCCAACGCAUUUAGCCACCCCACACCGCCGUUCCUCUCCAUACUCCUCUCCUCCUCGUCCUCACACGCCAACUAAUGUCGUUUCCAGCUCUAAAACCACUUAUUCUUGUCUUUCUUCCAUCCUCAAGAAGGAUGGCCAGAUUCUUUCCAUGGUUAUGUCAAAUGGUCUCAUUUAUACUGGUUCUAAUGCGAAUCUGAUACGAAUAUGGAAAUUGCCUGAGUUCAUGGAAUGUGGACAACUCAAGACUAAGGCAUGUAUGGUUGUGGCAUUGGAGGUUUCACAUGAUAGGAUUUAUGCUGCCUAUGGUGAUGGCAAGAUUCGAGUUUGGCGAAGAACAUGGGAUGGGGCUUUCAAACAUGUCCGAUUGGCUACCAUACCCAAGACCGGAGGUUAUGUCCGGAGCUACAUUGCCGGAAAAGAUAAGAUGAUGAAGCACUUAGGACCGAUAACAUCAUUAGCAAUCAACAUUUCUGAUGACACCCUAUAUUCAGCUUCCCUUGAUAAAACAGUGAAAGUAUGGAGAUUAUCAGACCUUAAAUGCAUUGAGACCAUCCAAGCUCAUCCCGAGCCAAUCAACGCCAUUGUUGUGGCUGAUGAAGGAGUACUCUACACUGCUUCUGAUGACGCCACUGUCAGAGUCUGGCGUCGAAACUUUUGCAUUGGGGAUGGGCCACAUUCUCUCAUCACAACCCUGCCUGCCAAGUUCUCACCUGUAAAGACCUUGACCCUGACCAUAGAUAACAGAGUCCUGUAUGGUGGAUGCACGGAUGGGUACAUUCAUUACUGGCUUAGGGGUGGGUUCUCUGGCCAAUUACAAUAUGGUGGUGCACUCCAGGGUCACACGCAUGCAGUUAUGUGCAUAAGCAAUGUGGGAAGCUAUGUGAUCAGUGGCUCAGCCGAUUCAACUGGCAGGGUUUGGCUGAGAGAAUUGGAUGGGCAACAUACAUGCCUGGCAGUUUUGGUAGGGCACAGAGGACCUGUUAGGUGUGUAUCAGCAUUUCUGGGGCGAUUAGGGGAGGAUAACGAAGAAGAAUGCACAGUUUGCACAGGUAGUCUUGACGGAGUCAUAAAACUGUGGCGGGUGUCGCGUGCCAACAAGGAUAGUGGCCCUUUAUCACCCACUGGUUAUGAGCAUUUUGAGCUGCAAUAGGGAAUUAUGAAAUUUAGUUUUAUUUUGUUUUUCAAAUGUACAGUAUUAACCAUUUGAGAAUUGUAUUUGAGAGAGAUCAAGCUCUUUUGUAUUAAUUGAUUAUUGUAGUCUUGUUUUA
This is a messenger RNA of Hevea brasiliensis (rubber tree), 1706 nucleotides long. RefSeq names its product protein JINGUBANG. The record is from RefSeq and is a predicted model, not a curated record. Gene Ontology annotation, molecular function: protein binding. The coding region runs from base 314 to 1588 and encodes 424 amino acids. Lineage: Eukaryota; Viridiplantae; Streptophyta; Magnoliopsida; Malpighiales; Euphorbiaceae. The transcript is spliced from 2 exons.